UCCCGUAUCCUCCAUAAACAACAGAGCAUGUAUUUAUAAAGUAUGUAAUUUAAUGGUAUGUCAUGCAACCAUUCUUCCCUACAGCCUCAUGGCGUCGCUGUAUACCUUUGUAGAACAGACAAAUAAUAUCAUCCCACCCACUUUUCCGUUUAUAAGAGGCUGUUUGCUGCAGAGAGGAGAGGAAUAGUCGACUUUGUAUAUUUGACUCGUUUAUUAAAUGCAUAGGGAUUUUCCCUAUCACUUUGGCACAUUUUUUGGUCUUCACUAUUUUACUUUUUCCACAUAGAAGAUAUUUUGUGUUUGUGUCACAAUGAAUGGAAACGCAGGAUUUGUUUUACUGUUUUCGCUCUGCUUUUGUGUCAUGAUGGCGCACACCGCUUAUGGAGACGUGAGCUAUUCUUUCCCGGAGGAGAUGAAACGCGGAUCUGUGAUUGGAAAUAUAGCAAAGGAUCUCGGGCUCGAUGUGAACAGACUGUCAUCUCGCAAGGCUCGUAUUGAUACUGAAGCUAACAGAAAACGAUACUGUGACAUUAAUCUGAAUACUGGAGAACUGACCGUAGCGGAGAGAAUCGAUAGGGAGAGUCUUUGUGGAAAGAAAGCUUCAUGCGUUCUGAAACAAGAACUUAUGUUUGAGAAUCCCUUGGAAUUGCAUCGAAUUAGUUUACACAUUGAAGAUAUAAAUGAUAACGCUCCGCAUUUUGACGAGGAUGUCAUUAGAAUGGAAAUAAGGGAAUCGGCACACAAAGGGGAAAGGUUUUUACUGGAGGAAGCGCACGACCCGGAUAUAGGAAAGAAUUCAGUUCAGUCUUACACGUUGGAAAGCAAUGAGAAUUUCGUUUUAAAUGUUAAAUCAGACGAUUUAGCAGGGAAAUACUGUGAAUUGGUAUUAAACAAAGAACUUGAUCGCGAGCAGGAGCAGGAGGUGACAUUAAUUCUUACUGCGGUAGACGGCGGGACUCCACCGAGAUCAGGUACUGUAGCCAUACACGUCACUGUGCUGGAUGCUAAUGAUAAUGCUCCAGUCUUUAGUCAGGCCGUCUAUAAAGUCAGUCUGCCUGAAAAUUCUCCUGUAGAUACUGUAGUGGUGACAGUGAGCGCUACUGAUGCUGACGAGGGACAAAAUGGAAAGGUCACGUAUGCAUUUGGUCAUGUUUCUGAGGAAGAUAAGAGAUUAUUCUUGCUAAAUCGCAACACUGGAGGAAUAACUGUUAUCGGAGAAUUAGAUUAUGAGGAGAAAUCAGCGUAUGAGUUGCGUGUUUUAGCAAAAGAUGCUGCAGGUUUAACAUCUUAUUCAAUGGUAAUGAUAGAAAUUACAGAUGUUAAUGAUAAUGCUCCGGUUAUCAUUAAUAAGUCUUUCAAUAGUCCCGUUCCUGAGAACGCGUUACCCGGUACAGAGGUUGGCAUCAUUAAUGUUCAGGACAGAGACUCUGAGAAUAACGGACAGGUGCGCUGCUCCAUUCAGCAGAACGUCCCAUUUAAACUCGUUCCUUCAAUCAAAAAUUACUAUUCUCUGGUGACCACAGGUGAAUUAGACCGCGAGCUGCUCUCUGAUUAUAAUCUUACAAUCACUGCUACUGAUGAGGGCUCUCCGCCUUUAUCUUCCACUAAGAAUCUUCACUUGACUGUUGCUGACGUGAAUGAUAAUCCACCUGUAUUUCAGGAGCACAAUUACAGAGCUCAUGUGCAAGAAAAUAACAAACCGGGAUCCUCUAUUUGUUCAGUAUCAGCUACAGACCCGGACUGGAGACAGAAUGGCACUGUAGUUUAUUCUCUGUUGUCCUCUGAUGUCAAUGGCGCACCGGUGUCCUCCUUUCUAUCCAUUAACGGAGACACCGGGGUCAUUCAUGCCGGGAGAUCGUUUGAUUACGAACAGCUGAAGAGUUUCAAAGUGCUCGUGUUAGCCAGAGACAACGGUUCUCCUCCUCUGAGCAGUAACGUGAGCGUGAGUGUCUUCAUAUCGGAUGAGAAUGACAACUCCCCUCAGAUAUUAUACCCCUCUCCGGAAGGAAACUCCUUCAUGACCGAGAUGGUGCCCAAAGCUGCGCAGGCGGGCUCCCUGGUCUCCAAGGUGAUCGCCGUGGACGCGGAUUCUGGCCAGAACGCGUGGCUCUCGUAUCACAUUAUUAAAGCGACUGAUCCGGGACUUUUCACUAUCGGUGUCCACAGCGGGGAGAUCAGGACGCAGCGGGACAUUUCUGAAUCCGACAGCAUGAAACAGAACCUUAUUGUGUCCGUGAGAGAUAACGGACAGCCCUCUCUCUCAGCCACGUGCGCGUUGUAUUUACUCAUAUCAGAUAACUUGGCUGAAGUUCCAGAACUGAAAGACAUGUCUCAUGACGAGAGCAGCUCCAAACUGACGUUUUAUUUGAUCAUCGCGCUGGUGUCCGUUUCCACUUUCUUCCUGACCUUCAUCAUCAUCAUCUUGGCCGUGAGGUUUUGUCGCAGGAGAAAGCCCAGACUGUUGUUUGAUGGAGCUGUAGCCAUUCCCAGCGCGUAUCUCCCUCCAAAUUACGCAGAGGUGGAGGGCGCGGGAACUCUCCGCAGCACUUACAAUUAUGACGCGUACCUGACCACGGGCUCGCGCACUAGUGAUUUCAAGUUCGUCAGAUCUUAUAAUGAGGGCACACUGACUGCUGACCUGACUCUGAAAAAGACUCAGUCUGCUGUGGAUGAUCUUGAAGGGCUUAAUGCCGAAAUGAGCGACUCGUUUCAGGUAGGACUAAGUGUUUUAAUUAUUUGUUGAUUUUAAAUAUAUUUUUAUCUGGACGUCCGUUUUAAAUGUGUAUUUGUUUUCAAAAUUGACCGCUUUCACUGCCAACAGUCGCUUAAAAGUCCAAAACUACCUGACUCGUUCAAAUGUUUUAUUUUAUUUUAUUUUAUUUUUAAAAAAUAUGGUCUGGUCUUCCAUAUUCACUGUGCAUUUUUGUUGAAAGUUGACUGCUUUGGCAACAGGCUCUUAAAAAUAUCAUGUGACUCAAGAGCAUUAUUUUAGCCACAGAAACAUUUUGAGUAUCAAGUUCAUAUCAGAGAUUGUUAAUUGGUGUAUAAAUUGUUUUUUUUUUAUUUGUUUGGUCAAGUGUAACAGUUGUAAGUGACGAUGCAUGAUUCACGAAUUGACGUGUUUUACGUGUUUGCUUUUUUAUUUUUUUCUUGACCAGCUAAUUAAUUUCUGAUUAAAAGUUUAAAGUUGUUUUGUUGAUAUAGAUAACCAUUUUCUGGGUGAAUUAUGUAGAUUGUAGAGUAGCUCAUAACUUGUAGUUUUGUAAACGACGUGAAGUAUCCCCCCCCCCCCCCCCCCCCCCCCUCUUGAUUCACGAUUUUAAGUCAUGUAUGGCUUAGCUCUGCAUUCAGAUUUGUACCACCAUGCUUCAUUAACGUUAUUCAUUCACGACUUAAGCCUUGUUUUCAAAAGAAUUCACAUUUCCGGAUCAAUUAGAAAGUUUACAAAACCUUUAAAACAACUUAUUUAAACUCUUCAUGCUAAUUUGAGAGUCCAUGUAAAUUAUGUGGUUCUUUCUAUUGUCUCAGUAACUAUUAUAAAAUCUGUAAAUAUUGAUAUUUAUAAUAAAUUAUUCUUUAAAAAAAAAAAAAAAAAA
This is a messenger RNA of Ctenopharyngodon idella (grass carp), 3596 nucleotides long. RefSeq names its product protocadherin beta-15-like. Gene Ontology annotation, cellular component: plasma membrane. The transcript has a single exon. The record is from RefSeq and is a predicted model, not a curated record. NCBI's taxonomy places the organism in Eukaryota, Metazoa, Chordata, Actinopteri, Cypriniformes, Xenocyprididae. Gene Ontology annotation, molecular function: calcium ion binding. Gene Ontology annotation, biological process: homophilic cell-cell adhesion. Bases 311 to 2743 code for a protein of 810 amino acids.